AACACAUGGAGAGUAGAGGAAAAAGAAAGAUUGCCGACUAUACUUGGCACUUAAUUUAGUGCGCUCUUUCUUGAUCUAAUCGCCAAAGAUGCCUCACUCUCUUGAUCAAUUUGUACUGUAGUACGGAGCAUAUGUUCCAUGCUACACACUACGGUCUAUACUGGACUAAUCUGAUGAAUAAUCAGUCUACCUGUCAUCCUUAGCCCCGAUCAAGAACCCCUUGGCCGGGAGAUCCCACUUCGCCAUGGAAGGCACGGUGAGGUGCGCCGCGAACCACGCUCCUCUGACGCCCCUGAGCUUCCUGGAGCGCGCCGCGCUCGUGUACGGGGCGCGCACCGCCGUCGUCUUCGGCGAGAAGGAGUACUCGUGGCGUCAAACCCGGGAGCGGUGUCUCGCGGGCGCUUCAGCGCUCGCGCGCCUCGGCGUCGGCCGCCGGGACGUGGUGGCGGCUCUGGCCUCGAACACGCCUGCCAUGUACGAGCUGCACUUCAGCGUUCCCAUGGCCGGCGCCGUGCUGUGCACGCUCAACACCCGGCACGACGCGGCCAUGGUGUCCGUCCUCCUGCAGCACUCCGGCGCCAAGGUGUUCCUCGUCGAGUCCCAGUUCCUCGCCCUCGCGCGCCACGCCCUGGCUCUCCUCGCCGAAUCCAACAACAACAAGAACAAGCCGCCCCUGCUCGUCACGAUCGGCAUCGGCAACGCCGAUGGCGGCGAGGCCGAGCCGGAGUACGAGGCGCUGCUGAGGAGCGCGCCGGGCGGGUUCGGCAUCAGGUGGCCGGCGGACGAGCUGGACCCGAUCUCGCUCAACUACACUUCCGGGACGACGUCGAGGCCCAAGGGCGUGGUGUACAGCCACCGGGGCGCGUACCUCAACUCGCUGGCCACGGCGCUGGCCAACGAGAUGCGCGCCAUGCCGGUCUACCUCUGGACCGUGCCCAUGUUCCACUGCAACGGCUGGUGCAUGGUCUGGGCCACGGCGGCGCAGGGCGGCACCAGCGUGUGCAUGCCCGGCAGCGCCAGCGGCAUGUCGCCCAAGGGCAUCUUCGACCACAUCGCGCGCCAUAAGGUGACCAACAUGGGCGGCGCCCCCACGGUGCUCGGCAUGAUCGUGAACGCGCCGGCGUCGGAGCAGACGCCGCCGUUGCUGGCGAGCAAGCGGGUGCGCAUCUCGACGGGCGGCGCGCCCCCGCCGCCGCACGUGCUGGCCAAGAUGGACGAGCUCGGGUUCGACGUGGUUCACGGGUACGGGCUCACGGAGACGUACGGCCCGGCGACGCUGUGCGUGUGGAAGCCCGAGUGGGACGCGCUGCCGGCUGCGGAGCGCGCCCGGAUCAGGGCGCGCCAGGGCGUGCCGCACGUGAUGCUGGACGGGCUGGAGAUCAAGGACCCGGUGACCAUGGAGACAGUACCUUCCGACGGGCGCGCCGUGGGCGAGGUGAUGCUCAGGGGAAACACGGUGAUGAGCGGGUACUACAAGGACGCGGCGGCCACGGCGGAGGCCAUGCGCGGCGGGUGGCUGCGCACGGGGGACCUUGGCGUGCGGCACCCCGAUGGGUACGUCCAGCUCAAGGACAGGUCCAAGGACAUCAUCAUAUCCGGCGGCGAGAACAUCAGCUCCAUCGAAGUGGAGUCGGCGCUGUUCGGCCACCCGGCGGUGCUUGACGCCGCCGUGGUGGCCAGGCCGGAUGAUCACUGGGGCGAGACGCCGUGCGCGUUCGUCACGCUCAAGGAAGGAGCGAGUGCGACAACGACGGCGCACGACAUUAUUGAGUUCUGCCGGGCUCGGCUGCCGCGCUACAUGGCGCCGAAGACUGUGGUGUUUGCCGACGAGCUGCCCAAGACUUCCACCGGCAAGACGCAGAAGUAUGUUCUCAGGGAGAAGGCCAGGGCCAUGGGAAGCCUGCCUAAGCAAGGCAGAAGAAGCAAGCUGUAACAUAUGACAGCUGCAGUUUCAUCAGACUCGUAUCACGUACGUUUGCCGAGAUGAGAACAUCCUCUACCCUUUCUUCUUCUCUUGUGGUCUUGUUAUAGAAAAAGAACAUCUACUACUUUAAUUUUACAUGAUAUGGGCAAUUUGCUUGUUACCAGCUAUUGCCAGUACCCUGUACUCGUUACACACCAAACAAAUAAAAUGCCUUGAAACUCCUGUAUGCCAAAA
Molecule: messenger RNA, 2158 nt
Organism: Brachypodium distachyon (stiff brome)
Lineage: Eukaryota; Viridiplantae; Streptophyta; Magnoliopsida; Poales; Poaceae
Product: probable acyl-activating enzyme 1, peroxisomal
Exons: 1
Coding region: 245-1933 (562 amino acids)
Source: RefSeq, a predicted model, not a curated record